Molecule: messenger RNA, 1126 nt
Organism: Notolabrus celidotus (New Zealand spotty)
Lineage: Eukaryota; Metazoa; Chordata; Actinopteri; Labriformes; Labridae
Exons: 8
Coding region: 5-1126 (373 amino acids)
Source: RefSeq, a predicted model, not a curated record
GGGUAUGUGCUGGAAGCUGGUGUUGGUGUGUGUGGUGUGGAUGGUCCUGGGAGUUUGUUUCCAUGCCUGGAAGAGAAGCCUGGGGCUAGGACAGAACCGAGCAGAGCCUCCACAGAGGAUGGAGGAAGAGAUUAUCGAGUAUACAUGGGCGCCCCGGUCUAGGAGCCCAGGCCCCAGUGUCCCCCUGGCCCUUGCCCUGGCCGACAGCCUGCUGCUGUGUGUGCUUCAGGAGCCCCUCCCGGACCUCUCAGUUCCCCACAUAAAGACUCUCCUCUGCAGGCUGGAGUCAGUGUUUCACACAAUCCAGAAGGCUGAUAUUGACAACACAGUGGUGGAGGUGGACUAUGACCCUAAACUGACAGACAAAGUGAAGCUCAUCCAAACCUACCUGCAGCAAAGGAUGAACUCACUGUGCAGACUCAUCAGUGUGCAGCAGAACUUUGAGGCCAGAGUGAAGGACAUGCUGGAGGGUCUGGACGGCCUCUGGUCUCAGCUGGAGGAGCUCCAUACUGGAGUCACGCUCACCAAAGAGGGGAGUCAAGGCCACAGAGACCUGGCCUCCGCUCUGACAGAUGCAGAGACUUUGUUUGCAGUCCUGGGCCGCUACAGGAACAGACUUCAGUGCUGCCAGACUCAUCUCAAAGACAGCACACAACUUCUGCAGGAGUUGACUUGGAGUCACACUCACAUGAGCAACAGAGUGAGCAGCAGCGGUGAGUCACUGUGGCCAGAGCUGCUGCUUCAGGCCAACAUCGAGCAGUUUGACAAGGUGCAGGAGAAUUUCCUCUCCAUGGAACAACAGACCUCUACCUUCCAGGCCCACCUGGAGGGACUCAAAAAGGAAAGUGAGGAAGGACAUGCUCGUGCUGAUGGUUCCCGAUCAGGCUCGGUAUCUUCACAGACUUCUCUUCAACUCCACAGUGAACACUUUAGUGCGGUGUCACCUGAGAACCAUAGCCCCCCCACUGCAUCCUCAUCCUCAUCCUCAGUCCCUUCAACAGAUAAAAACACAGAAACAAACCGUCUCCUUGCUCUGUGUGAGAGGUCAGCUCUGCAGUUCUCCUCCACUGUCGGACGCCUGCGUAGAUCUUUGAAGAAGAAGGGAUCCAUCCAUCCAUUAUCUUGA